This is a messenger RNA of Penaeus indicus, 275 nucleotides long. It is a transcript of the gene mRpL23, whose product is annotated as large ribosomal subunit protein uL23m-like. Gene Ontology annotation, molecular function: structural constituent of ribosome. The transcript has 2 exons. Lineage: Eukaryota; Metazoa; Arthropoda; Malacostraca; Decapoda; Penaeidae. Gene Ontology annotation, biological process: mitochondrial translation. The record is from RefSeq and is a predicted model, not a curated record. Gene Ontology annotation, cellular component: ribosome; mitochondrial large ribosomal subunit. Bases 27 to 260 code for a protein of 77 amino acids.
CGUGCGGCAGCCGACACCACCCAAACAUGUCGACUCGCUGGUAUCCACUUUACCGCAGGGGAAACCCACAGUUGAGAGUUUUCCUACCAAACUUUUACAUGAAACUCAUCAAGCCGCGAGAUCCUCAGCCUAAAAAUGUGGUGCAGUUUGAGGUCUCGAUGCAGAUGACCAAGUUUGACAUCAAGAAUUAUUUGGAGAAGAUCUACAACGUUCCAGUGGAAAAUGUCGUGACACAUGUCAGAAUGGGUAAGGGGUUUUGAAUGAUGAAGGCGAUA